GGAGGGGUCAGUGCGGCUAACAUAGCAAGCUGCGCUGCACAACCAACCAGGAAGUCAACAAAGUUCUUCAAUAACACCAGUGUCUGUCUGUGGUUUUCUCCACGGUGAAGCUGAAACAACGACAUGAGCUCUCCCGCCUCUUCGACUGUCGGGGAGUUAUUCCUCAUCCUCAGUGAGAUGGGUUUCACAGAGGAACAGAUCCAGGCAGCUAUGCAGGCAGGACAUUUCUCCGUGCCAGAUGCAGCUGAGUGGCUCUUACAGGGUCAGUAUCCACGGCACAGAUUGGUCAAGCAGUCAUCACAGCCUGCUGAAACAGCAUUUUCUGCUUUCAACCCACCUAAAGAGGCAGCAGGCACUUCAGAGUCGCAUACGUCUCCAUCUGGAAGUGGAGCAUCCCCUUCACUGGUGCUGAGGCCGUCACAAUCAUGCAACCUGUCCCCGGAACCACUGCCUGUUGAGUCGCGCAUCAAGCAAGACAAAAGUGACUUUGAAGACCAAGAAAGACAACGCGUUGCUCAGGAGGCCAGAGCAGAGAGAAUACAAAAGAAACAGGAACGCGAAUUAGUGUUAAAGCGGAUAGCUGAGGAUCGGAAGAGCUUGCAGAGGAAGAUCCAGACCGUCGUCACUGAGACGUCUCCUCCUAGUGGCCAAGGGCAGAAGCUUGGAGGAAAUAGUCAGACUAAUGUCGAUAACAACUGCAUCCUCAUGAUUCGGCUGCCGUCCGGUGAGUCAAUCCGUGAACGUUUCCCAGCUGAUGCCCCUCUGCGAAGUGUCAUGGAGCACAUCUCUGGACGUCACCCCUCCCUGCCCUCCUUUUCCCUCCUUCAGGGAUUCCCUCGGAAACGUUUUGGGGAGGCAGAACUUGCUUGCUCGCUGCGCUCUUUGGGCCUAACACCCAAUGCUGCACUUUGUAUUCAGACCACUCCUCCAGAAACGCCCCAGGAUCCACCGAGUCCUGCAAAUCCACUAUUGGCAGUACAGAACGAGCCACCUCAGUGCACUGAGCCUCCUCAGCUUCCCCAGCCUCCCCAGCCUCGUAUCCCUGUCCUGGAGGGAGCCGAAGGGCAGGACAUUGCUCUACCUCCUCCACUACCCAACCAACUGUGGGAAGAGGCAGUCAAUUAUGCGGGGAUCCCUGAAGCUGGUGCUUCACUGUCUGGACCAUCUCAUUUCUGGGGACGAGGCCAGAGGUUGGUAGCUGGUAAUGCAGAAGAAGUUGCAGGCAUAGAGGUCGAUGAGGAACAGGAGGGAGACGAAGAACCACCCUACAUGCUGAACGGAAUGCCAAGGCUGCCUUUCUUCCCAGAGAACAGGAUUCGAGUAGGAUUUGAGCCCAGACACCACUGGCCAGAACAAGGCAAUCGACUCAGGGAGGUUCCGGCAGAGGAGCUAGCAGAGCCUGAGGAUGCAGGAGGUCGGGUGGCACCCGUAGCGGCAGGUCUAGCUGCAGUGGAGCGUCUUCAACGUGCCGCGCAGCAAGAAGACCCCCGUUCCUCCCAGGGACAGCCAUCACCACCUAAAAGAGCCUUCAGGACACCCAGCGUACCAUCCCUAUGUGCCUUGGCUACUCGUGCAACUGUGCACCUCAUGACCGCUCCCAGUAUGCAGUACAGCAGCAGUCUGGCAUGUCUGACCCCGGAGCUAGCAGAGCUUCUGCUCAACCACAUGUCCCGUGAAAGACUCCUUCGUCCGCGCACCCUGGAGCUCUUCUUCGGCUGCCCGUUGCAGAAGUUUGUUCUUAACUGCUACCCUUACUCCACCAAUGAGCUCCUGCGGCAGUUGAGGGCCUUUACGGCGCUCAAGCAUCUGAGUCUUGUGAACUCACCUCUAAUCACUGACUCUGGUCUAUCAAUCCUGUCCAGCCUGGUGAAACUCCAGUACCUCAACCUCGCUUCCUGCAGUAAACUGACGGACUCCUGUCUGCAGCAUAUCAGAGGUUUGAACAGUCUGUGUUUCCUGUCACUGGACCAGACCAAAGUGACCGAUGCAGGGAUGGUGUUAUAUCUCCAGUCAGCUCCGUCCUGCCUCUCUCAGCUCAGCCUGAAUCAGACGGCAGUGACAGAAGCUACGCUGGUAGUCCUUCCUUCAUGUGUACCACAGCUGCGACUUCUCAGCAUCAAGCAGACAAAGGUUGAGGAUGUCUCGGCUUUGGCAGAGCUGUCCAGCCUGCAGACGCUCAACCUAGAUGGGACAAAUGUGACAGAGGCGUCACUGAAGUACCUCGCCACCCUCCCUGCCCUGUCUUCCCUCAGUUUGGCGGGAAUUCCUGUUGCUGAUGGCAAUCAUGCCCUGCAGAUCAUCUCAGGUCUUAAGUUGACUCAUCUCACCCUCCCUGGACGCCACUCUGUGAAUGACAGCGGGUUGGCGUACCUCUCUGAUCUGUCCCUGCUCUUAGAGCUGGACUUGACAGACUACACACAAGUCACAGACCAGGGAGUCAAUCAGCUCUCCACCAUGAGCAGGUUGAAGAAGCUGUCACUCAGCAACACCCAGGUGACAGACGCAGGGCUCCCCUCUCUGCGCGGUCUGCAGGAGCUGCAGGAGCUGUGUUUGGACCGAACAGCCGUCACUAGCCGAGGAGUUGCUGAGCUCAUCGUCUGUCUGCCGCACCUUCAGGUGUUGGGAUUAGCCAGCACUCAGGUGGGAGACACAGUCGUGAGGAGAGGUGUGAUCCGCUGCAAUCAGCUUGUUAAAAUUAAUCUCAGCCGCACACGCAUAACAGACCACGGUCUCAAGUUUCUGAAACACAUGCACCUGGCUCAAGUGAACCUGGACGGCACCGGUGUGAGUCUGAUGGGUAUCGCGAACCUCCUCUCUUUCACCAACAUCAACAGCAUUCGGGCCAGCAACACUCGAGCCAUCCCCCCUGACGAGGCGUCAGACGAGGAGUGGGAAGCCCAGUGAGCAUCAACCCCCCCCGGUUUGAUUCUCUCAUAUUGCACCUGAGCGCACCUCUGGCUGCUGCUGUCCUCUUUUACCCCCGCUGCCUCCAGGAUCACCUGGAAACGGCGUAACCAAAAAACUCCUUCAACUUGCACUGUUUCAACUGCAUCUAGUGCCACUAAUCUGUCAGUCAUGCACGCUAAGUUGGAACCUUAAAUGGGAGCCUUGUUUAACAAUUAGGCCGUUAAUAAUGUUUACAUACUGUACAUAGAAUCAAUCAGUAUUUACUCGCACACACUGCAGCCCUUGGUCUCUGGACGAGUCCACCUGACAAACGUUAUAGCUUUAUGUGCAGCCUCGUAUGUUUCAGACAACAGUGAUAGACAGAAAUGUACUUUAUGUUGGAAAUGUAACGUAUAACAUAGCAUGUAUUUUCAGACUGUAAUAAAUAACAGUUUAAUGACAUUAGAAAUUAAAUGACAAACUAUUUAACUAAUUGUCUUUUGAACCAAAUGUGCUUGGUUCAAAUACAGAUGUCCACCACUGUUAGGUUUGAGUGGCUUUAAGUCAUAGACUGUAUAAAGAGAUGGAUGACAGUCUGCUUCACUCUUGUCUUCUAUCUUUAUAUCCAGCCCACGGUUUAAAUUUACCACAAACUUUUGUAUUUUUUUUGCCAUUAAAUGCAUUAAUGGCCGGCAUCAGUUCCAUUUCAGUUUUACCUGAAGGGGUGUUAGACAAUGAAGGAAAUUUAAGAAUACAUUAUUAAAAUCAGAUACAUGAGGAUGUUAAGAGACUUUCUGAAAUUAUUAUAUUUUUUUUUUCAAAAUUGCAUCCUGGAGAUGCAUUGGCCUCAAUUGAUGUUUUUUAAGUGGCUUUUUUAGAUUCUUAUUUUAUCAAUGUUAGUGUGUCAAGAAAUGCCAAGAUUUUUUGGGACAGCCAAGUCAGUUUCAGUUACUUAGUGAGAGAAGUAUAGUGUAGUGGCUGUAUUGAGAUGGUAUAUAUAUGCAGCCAUGCGGCUCACAUCAGAAUCCAAAGCAAUUUAUCACUUCAAGUUUUGUCCUCCUUUACAGACAUGUUAAUCCUUUUUUUUUUUUUCCUGAAGGCCUUUAAUUUGAAGAUACCAGCACUGUAUUCAUGAAGUUUAAAAUGAAUAAAAAACUAUCUGAGACUAAAUGUGCUGUUUUUAUGUUCCGUUUAUUCAGACAAACUCUUUAUUGCAUUACAUCGUUAAAUAAGGCAGAACUGCUUCUACGCGGAGAAAAAAAAAAA
Messenger RNA from Paralichthys olivaceus (Japanese flounder), 4152 nucleotides. RefSeq lists its product as uncharacterized. NCBI's taxonomy places the organism in Eukaryota, Metazoa, Chordata, Actinopteri, Pleuronectiformes, Paralichthyidae. Gene Ontology annotation, cellular component: nucleus; cytoplasm. Gene Ontology annotation, molecular function: K48-linked polyubiquitin modification-dependent protein binding. The record is from RefSeq and is a predicted model, not a curated record. Gene Ontology annotation, biological process: negative regulation of protein ubiquitination; negative regulation of proteasomal ubiquitin-dependent protein catabolic process; negative regulation of protein K48-linked deubiquitination.